CCGGCUGUGUUUGAACGUCGUUACAGAGCUUGACGUUGUCUUUUUCCUUCACUUCACAGAGCAAGAUUCAAUCUGUUGAAUAUUUGUGUCAGAGGGCGGAGAAGGAGGAGGAAGAGGUCUUUACAGCUGCGGACACUGAAGGAAACAACUGGAGGCAACAAGGAUCCCAGUGUGCAUCGCUCAGCUACUGUCCGUUAUGGCGACCAUUGUGAUGGAGAGAAUCGGGCGAGUGUUCAUCAGCCUGCAGCAGAUCAGGGAGGUUCCCCGGAUGCUGACCGAGGCCGCCCCCUCCAUGCCCGGCACCGUGAGAGACACCGAGGUUCCCUCCUACUUCAGGGAGCGCCAGGUCUGCACCGGCUACCGGCCGCUCAACCAAAACUGGCGCUACUACUUCCUGUCUUUAUUCCAGCGCCACAACGAGACCAUCAACAUCUGGACUCACCUGCUGGCCUUUUUAGUUAUUCUGGUUAAAUUGCUGCAACUCGCCGAGACCGUGGACUUUGUUAGUGAUCCUCAUUCGUGGCCUCUAUUGAUCCUCGUCCUGUCCUCCUUGACCUACUCGGCAUUCAGUGCAGUGGCUCACCUACUGGGUGGCAAGUCUGAGCUGUGUCACUUUAUCUUCUACUUUCUGGACUAUGUCGGGGUGGCGCAGUAUCAGUACGGCAGCGCCAUAGCUCACUUUUACUACGCUGUGGACGAGAGCUUGCACAGACACGUGCACGGGAUCUUCAUGCCCUUGGCCGCCUUCCUCAGCUGUCAGUCGUGCCUAGGAUGCUGCUACGGCAAGUACUGCAGCCACAGCCUACCGUCGUGGGUGCGUAAGGUGUGUCAGGUGGUGCCUUCGGCGCUCGCCUACAUGUGGGACAGCAGUCCCGUGGCUCAAAGACUCCUGUCAUGGUCUACAGCCGGCGAUGACCCAGCCGUCAUCUAUCACUUUUGCCAGGUGGCUUUCUUCCUCAGCUGCUCCUUCUUCUUCACCUGCCCUCUUCUAGAACGCUGUUUCCCCGGGCGGUGCGAUUUCGUGGGACAGGGUCAUCAGUUCUUCCACGUUUUUCUAUCCUGCUGCACGCUGUGUCAGAUCCACGCCUCCCACCUCGACUACGUGGGCCGCAGGGAGCUGUAUACGCGUCUGCACGGGAGCGGCGACGCGGCUCUCUUCGUGGGAUUGUAUGUUGUCACUUUGGUUGUAUGCGCGCUGAUUGCUGCCUUCAUGCUGAGGAAAGUUAAACGACUACUAGAUUUGGAAGCCAAGUCCAAAUAAUAUAUUCGUUGUUGAAGGAAGUAUAUGCAAAAGCAUUCAUGUGCCUUUACCUUCCAGACUUACUGUUUGAUAGAAAGGGAACUAAUUAUACUGUAUGCUGCUGGCUUUAAGCAGCAUGAAAUAAAUAGCUGUUGAAGUUUGUUAACGUUUCACUGGAAGUGAUAGAUUAUAAGAAGGAUGCACAAUGAUAUUAGGAGUUAGUAUUUUGGUACUAAUUUGUAGUAGAAUUUGUAGAAGCAUUCACAGUAUCAUCAUGUUCAUUUAUCAGCAAAGGCUGGUUCUUUUUCUAUAAAUCAAAAUCACUGCCUACUGACCAUUUAUAAGAUCACUACAGAUUAUGAUAGAUGACAUGCUGUCAGAUUUGUUAAAUUGUCCGGUUGUUGGGAUUUAUUUUUUUUAAUCUUUUAUCCUACUAUACUGGGAUAAUAUGUGGAAUAGCAUUGAAAAUGUGCAAGUAUUUAUUUUAUAUAUUUUGAAAGUCACUGACUGAUUCAUGCUGUGGGCCUAUUUCACUCCAAACUAAUGGAUUUGUGUUUUUAAGUGAUAAUUAUGGAAAUGGUUUAACCCUCUGAGACCCACAAUAGACCCAUUUUUAUCUCUUUUAGGGGGGUACAGAGGGGUCUUUAGGGAGAGAUAGCAGGUCAACAGCAGAUGUCACAUAGAAGUGGUGUACAUCAUCUGAGAAAGACUAAGUUGAGAUACAGCUCAGCACUGUCUGUCAAGUGGUUCUAGUCAUAAAUCAGAAACAAACAUGAAUGAAUGAAUUAUUCAAAAUGGCCAUGUCAGUUUUUCCUCGCCAAAAUUUAGCCCAACUUCGGAGCGUUAUUUAGCCUCCUUCCCGACAAGCUAGCAUGACAUGGUUGAUACCAAUGCAUUCCUAGAUUCCUUAGGUUUUCUAGUUUCAUAUGAUAUCAGUACCUUCACUCUAGCUUUAAAACUACUAAUACUGUACACUGAUCACUUCUUGUGGCAACAUUUUUCCUAGGCAAAAAUCAACUUCAUAAUUGAACUUCUACACUAUAAACUAGUAAUAUAUAUAUAUUUUUUUAGAUCUACAAUUUUACAGUGUAAUAACAAUGUUACAUGCGGGGCCUGUCAUUGUGCCUUGAGAGACAAUUGUUUGCACAUUUUAUGUAAACUUUAGCAGAAAGUAGAUAGAUGCUUAUUGAGUAUGACCUUGUGAUUGUUACUGUUCUCAACGUCACAGAUGCAUUUUGUUGUUGUUCUACUAUCCCCAAGUUCCCUACAUAGCACUUUUACAUAUAUUGAUACACUGCCCUUAGACUGUAUUUAAGAAAGCUGCAUAUUUUUUAUGAGGGAUCUAAUAUAUAAUCAAGUCUUGACAAUGGAUAUGUCUUAUUUUAGACAUGCAGUAUACAUGACUGUUUUGUAUCAUGUAUAGUAUUAGGAUGUCAGUAAUCACUGUAUUGUGUCUUAUUGGAAAUCUUGAUUGUGCCUUUUUGAGGGAAAAGUGAAUGUUGGGGGUUACAUGAGUGUACUAAUUACAGAUAAAGGUACCGGGAUAAUGUAUGGGAGAUAACAAUGCCUACUACUGAUGUAAAGACGGUGGGAUUGAGUUAAACAAACAUCUCUUGAAGACGGAGCUGGUCUGGAGGCAGAAAUAAUCUUUUUUAUGAAAGCACAAUUUCUCUCAUAACCUCCUUGAGUUUUAUGUCGAGCUGCAACUAACGAUUAUUUUCACUGAGGAUUAUUUUCUCAAUUAAUCAUUUAGCUGUUUAGUUGUUAGUGUUUCUCAAAGACCUCAAAUGUCUUAUUUUGUCCACAACUCAAAGAUAUUCAUUUUUUUUUUUUCUUAAAAAAUUACUCAAACAAAUGAAUUGAUUAUCGAAAUAGCUGACAACUAAUCAAUUAAUCGAUUCAGCUGUAGUGUGUUUUUAAGGGUCUUCGGACGUUGGAAUCAGAGAUUUUUCACUUUUUUUUCCUUAAAAAAUGACUGAAACCGAUUAAUCGAUUAAUCACUGCAGCUCUAAGUAUCAUACAGUAGAACAAGUGGCUAUGUAAUAUACCGUAUGAAUAGUAUAUACAGGAUAUAUAGUGUACAGGAAGCUAUUGUAGAGUUGAAUAUAUAUCCAGAAAUACAAAUAAAUACAGAUAACUGGAAGUUAUAAUGAUACAAGGGGCAAUGAGCACUAGUGGUUGCAGCAGUGGUAUUGCAGUAAUGGAAAGCAAAUUAAAUAUUUCUAUAUCAGACGCUUUAACCAUUAUAUAGCUAUAACCAUAAAUUGAACUUAACAUACAACAUUUUAUUUUCUUUCUCCAGAUUAGUUUUUAACAGUAAUGCAACUAACGAUAACUUUCAUUGAUGAUUAUUUUCUCGAUUAAUCGAUUAAUUGUUUGGUCUAUAAAACGCCAGAAAAUGGUGAAAAAUAUCAAUCAGUGUAUCUCAAAGCCCAAGAUUACACCUUAGAAUGUCUUGAGCUGGAAUCAGUGAAUUUUGACUUUUUUUUUUACUUAAAAAAUUACUCAAACCAUUUAAUCGAUUAUCAAAAUAGUUGGAGAUUAAUUUAAUAGUUGACAACUAAUCGUUUAAUCGUUGAAGCUCUAGUUUCAUGUGUGCAACGCUGACUAAUGAUCAGGUGAUCAAAUUCUCUUUUCACUAUACUUUCGCCGUGAGCAACUCGAAUAUCAAACAUGUCUGAAAGUCACUGAGAGGUUCCAGAUGGAUGUAAAAAAAGUAUUUAUCAGGGGCGUGUUGACCUUUGCACACUGUGCAAGAACAGUAUGUACAUGUUAUCUUCAUUGUUAUCGUUGAUAUACGGUAUAUAAUGUACAUGUAGCCUAUACCUCCAAGCCAAUACAAUAGAGUGUAGAUUACCAAACUGUAUUUUCAAGUAACAUGAUGUAAUGUUACGCCCUGCCUCCGAUUAAUGUUUGAUUAACUGAAACUCCAAUUGGGAAUUGAGUUCUACCUUAUUGUGCCUGUUGAUAUAUUCAUAUGAAACUAACUGUCGCAGAUUUAUCUUUCUCAAUGCACUUUUAUUUUCUCAACAUUAUGUAAAACCUGUAUGAUUUUGUCAGUUUUUCUUGCUCUUGCCAAAUGAAAUUAAUGUCAACCGAACCAAUGGCCUCCUGCUUGUGAUAUCCCCGAUCCACCUGCUGUGUAGAUAUAUACAUCUUUUAUGUUUCCCCCUUUUUACUGCCAGGAAAAAACAACAGCAGCUCCUGUAUUAUUGUGGUAUUAUUGCAACCACUGUAAUUUCACUAAAAAAACUAAAAAAACUUUAACAUCAUGACAUUUUAAAAACUAAAUUCUCACUGUUUUUGAGCACUUACUGUAUGUGCUAAUGCAGCCAAGUACUGUAAUCGUUCUUUAUGGAAGAAGGCUUGAUGCGAAACAGAUGGCGUGCCAAAUCUGAUGGCUGCUUCUCGAUGGAUGUCUCUCCAUGGUUUAAUUGGUCUCCAUAGCAACCUGUUAAACAGUGUUCCUCUUAGCAGAGCCUCAGCUGUUAUUUACAUACUGUAAGGAUACACUGUGUGUUGGUAAUGUGUAAGACCAGCACAAAGUGAAUCUGUGCCUGAUUGUACUGAGUCCACAUAAAAAGUACACCAAGAAA
This is a messenger RNA of Sebastes umbrosus (honeycomb rockfish), 4836 nucleotides long. RefSeq names its product progestin and adipoQ receptor family member VII, a (gene paqr7a). Bases 197 to 1261 code for a protein of 354 amino acids. The transcript is spliced from 2 exons. Gene Ontology annotation, biological process: response to steroid hormone. Lineage: Eukaryota; Metazoa; Chordata; Actinopteri; Perciformes; Sebastidae. Gene Ontology annotation, cellular component: plasma membrane. Gene Ontology annotation, molecular function: steroid binding; nuclear steroid receptor activity. The record is from RefSeq and is a predicted model, not a curated record.